Messenger RNA from Biomphalaria glabrata, 3543 nucleotides. RefSeq names its product transmembrane protein 116-like. The record is from RefSeq and is a predicted model, not a curated record. The transcript has 15 exons. Gene Ontology annotation, molecular function: G protein-coupled receptor activity. Bases 135 to 1364 code for a protein of 409 amino acids. Lineage: Eukaryota; Metazoa; Mollusca; Gastropoda; Planorbidae. Gene Ontology annotation, cellular component: plasma membrane. Gene Ontology annotation, biological process: cell surface receptor signaling pathway; adenylate cyclase-activating G protein-coupled receptor signaling pathway.
GAUCUAGAUCACACUAAUCACAGGGAAGGAAAACAUGAUUAAAUGUAAUCGAGAUCUAGAUCUAGGUCUAGAUAAGGUUUGAUUUAAACGUUCCGAGCAAUUUGGGUGUUUAGUAGUUACAGUGUAGUUAAAAAAUGAAUUGUUCUAAUAAUAUUAGUAUGAUAGAUCUAAUUAGCAAUUCCACUCAGACUACUCAGAGUCAGAGUCCGGGCACUCAUCAUCACGAACUUCUCUCAGAGAAUCAGAUGCAAACUAUUGCAGUUUUGAGUCUUCUAACAUCAGGAUUAAGCUUUAUUGGGUCUGGAUCAGUUUUUCUCUGUGCUGUGUACCUUAAAAGAGUAUGUUAUCCAGAGGUUUUCCCAACAUUCCAUCUUGCUCUUGCGGACAUGUUAUCUUCGCUGUUUUUGAUCAUCUCCUCGUCUAUAUUUCUAACCAGUCCAGUAAAAUCAACCAUGAACUAUCCAGGAACACCAGGUCCUUGUGCGUACCUAAUGGCUAUAGUAACAAGUGCCUAUACACUAGCAUUUUUCCUGACAAUAACAUAUGCACUGGAAGCUUAUUUUCGGUUUCGUAAAAGAUUAGUGGACACAAUGAACAUGGAUCUAAUGACGGUACAAGUAGUGAGCAACAGAUGGAUGUAUUUGGUCUACAUAGUUGCUUGGCUGCUUCCUGUGAUAUUUGGUGGCAUAUUGAUGUAUGUAACACAUUCACUGCGAGACUGUGAUGAUGAUGUGCCACCUAACUCUAAACUUUAUUAUCACUACAACCGGACCAAUCUGUCUGCACAGUGUUCAUCAUGUUUUCCUGUCUUCUGGUUUAAUGAGGAUCAUUGCUGGAAACAGGUUGAUGAAGGCCAUCUCAUGCAUGUUGUUAUCAGACUGAUAUUUUUGAUACCACUUUUGAUGGUCAUGGUACUUAACAUGAUUUUGUAUGUGUUGGUAGCCAAAGUUUUUAAGCAGGUGGCAAUGAGGCGAGGGUUGCUUAGUUAUCACCAGAGAAAAGAGGAACAACUCCUUAAGAAAAAAGCUUUCCUCUACCAGGGAGUAUUCUAUCUUUGUUGGCUUCCAUCUGUGAUUCUUGGGAUAGUUUCUUUAUUCACAUCUUAUUCUAUGGCGAAAUUUUUCUGGCUGCUGGUCAUACAGGCUAUCUUUGGACCAUUGCAAGGAAUCUUGAACAGUAUUGUGUAUGGCUGGAAAAGGGACAGCUUCAGACGAGCUUUGAAUGAGAGAACAUCUUUACUGAGUACUAACAGAACUACAGCCAUACUCUACAGCUACAAUGGUUUAAGUUCUGCUCAGAAUGAGAGACAUGAUCUUCUGAAUCAUAGAUCAUCAGUCAUAAAGGAAGUUCAAAAAAGAUCCUGAUGAUGUUCUAAUGACGCUAAUAGCAAAUUUUACUUUGCUCCAUUGUCAUUUCUUUUAUCUUCGCCUUUUUCUGACAAAGAAGUGAGCUAUUAGGAAAAUGUUUUUAAAAUGUCAUUUUGAAAUUAUUUUUUUUUAAAUUUUCAGUAUAUUUAGAAAUGGAUAUUUCAUGUUUUUAUGAGAUCUGAUGGUGUAUAGUUUGAAUGUUGAUAUGUCUCAAGGCACACAAACAGUAGUGCUAGAGCACUUAUGGAACUGGUGAAUUGUAUUACAAUCAUUAUUGUACUCAUAUUUUAUUGUGUCAUAAUGUUUAAAAUGUGUGGGAGUGCUUGUUUCAAGGUUCUGAAUGUUAUUAAACAUGGCUAAAAUUUGUUUCUGGCCAUCGGUAGCUCCUAUAAUGAAAACUGUUCAACUCUACUUUGAACUCAUUUAAAAUUAUAGUGCUACAAUAUAUUUAUAACUAACUGUGCAUUAUAUUUGUGACUACUUCAUACAAUAAGGAAGUUUGGUACUGACAUAAAUGAGAUGUUUCUCUUACCAUCUAAUUUAUAGUUGACAUUUAAUGUAAAUAAGACAAUGUUUUGUUUUCAAAACUAAAAAUAGGUUUAUACUUAUUAGAGAAGUCAUUAUUUUGGAUGUAGACAAUCCUGUUAAAGACUAGGAUUUUUAUUUUCAAGAUCUUUAGGGAGCUACCUGAUGUAAGUUGGGGAAAAGGUGGUUGGUCAUAUUGCUGGCUACAUGACAUUAGCCAUGGGCCACAUAAACAAAUGACCUUUACAUCAUAUGCUCUAUAGAUCACUAGGUCUGAAAGGGUAACUUUACUAGAAAAGUCAUAUUAUUUUAAAUGUUGUGAGAAACUAUAAGAGAUCUUCCAUCGUGGGAAAAGUCUGUCUCAAGUUUGAUGGGAAUGAUACUGUUGAUAGCUAGUGGUCAACACUAUUCAAAUUUUGAAAUUAACUUAUAGACCAGUAGAAAUUUUGUAUUUGUAUAUCAGUGAAUACUUGGUUCCUGAGCUAUUUGCUGUACCAUAAAAUUAAAAAAGCAAACAAAAAUAGAUUCUGGUACUUUGCCAUGUUCUUAGUAUUCAUUGCCUAUUACACUUUAAUCUUUUAAAUUACAAACAUUCAUUUCUAACUGAAGUUAAUUUACUGAAUUGAAAUUGGUCUUCUUAGAAGAUUGAUUCAAAUGCCCCUGUGCUGAAGCUGCUUGUGUAAAAUUAGGAAGCUAUUUACAUAUUAUUUAUUUAUUACUAUUUAUUAAUGGAUUAGUUAUAGUUCCCAAGUCUCAGGCAGUUUUUUUUUUUAACUUCUAAUAACUACUGAAAAUUGUGUUCAUUAAAUCUACAAACCACUUUUUUUUUUUUUUGUUGAGGAUUGUAUUCAUGUAUUGUCUCCAACACAGCUUGCUUAAGUUAGGACACACAAGUGUCAGUUUGAAAUUUGUCAGUUCGUAGCUUUUGUGUUUUGUUUAUUUGGCCAUUUAACUUUAAAAAAAGAGUGUACUUGUUCAGAAAUGAUAAAUAAUUUUUGUUUAUGUCAAUUGCAUGCAACUCAAACAUUUUGUUUUGUAUGAGGCUUGCUAGUGACUUCAUUAAGUUAAAAGGAGUGUUCUCCAAUGUUUGACCUCUUAGAAAAGAUAAAUUUUAAUGGAUGAUGUAUGAAUGUAAAGCUGCUUUUUUUUUAAUCUGGUUGUCCAGUCUUUGAAAGUCUGGAAUGGUCAACUAUUACAAGUUAUUAGAGCCAGACAUUUUAUUAUCAUACUUAAUAUAUUAAAGUAAGUAGCUUUAGUGUCAUUUGUCAUGUUUUCACUAUUAUGUUGCUACAGAUUUCUCUCUUUCUGUUGUUGCUACCCUAUGCCUUUCAAUUUGUCAGAACUUUGUUGAAGCAAGUGUUUGAUUUACUUGUUCAUUUAUAAAGGUUGUUUCUUACUAACCAUUGGAUGACUGAAUAAAUAGUUCAGAAUUAUGAAAUAUCAAAGAUUAGGAAAAUGUGAUGAUAUUGGUAUUUAAUACAAUAUUUUGAUUACAGCUUAGAAUUUUAACUUUACCCAAGUAGUUGGUAUUUAUCCAUAAAUUCUGUUUAUUAUUAUUUAUAUCAUGACACCAUCACCAAGAUAAGUGAGAAGACAACUCUGUUUUAAUGUUCUGUAAGACAAUAAAAGUAUUUUUUUUAUUUGUAAACAA